CGUAUCAAGUCAAUCGCUUCGUUGAACAAAUAAAUCUACGUCUCUGUCAAUACUUUCCGGACUAGAUCUUGUGUCUGAAAACGGCCAAGAUGAAAGUUGCAAUAGCGGCUCUUCUUCUGGUGGCAGCGGCGGAAUGCGAAGCAUUUCCUGCAACGACCACAAUGCAAAUGCCAACUAAUCGGCGGAAUGUACUGGUUGCAUCUUCGUUCUUUGGUGGUAUGUUUGGCGGAAGCGACGAGCCCGCAAAGGCGAAGCUUUCCGGUAACUUAGGGACAACUAACGAAGUCACAAAAGUUGUGAAUGGAAUGAAGCAGCGUCGGUUGGGAGGUUCGGACAUUUUAGUGUCGGAGCUUGGACUUGGAACUCAGCGCUGGGUGUCUACGGAUUACAAUGCACCCGACGAAAAAGAAGUUUUUGAAUUUAUGGACAAAGCUAUCUUGAAGAAUGGUGUAAAUCUUUUGGAUACUGCUGAACAAUACCCAAUUCCAUCAGAUGGCAAGACCUCUUCAGAUGGAGAUACCGAACGCGUGAUUGGUAAAUGGAUGAAAGAGCGAAGAGUUGAUCGCGAGAGUGUUGUGAUUGCUACGAAGAUAACCGGGGGGCGCAAUAUUACCCCAAGAAAUAUAAAACUCGACUGCGAGGGAAGUCUUAAACGUCUUGGAACUGAUUACAUAGAUGUGUACCAACUGCAUUGGCCGCAGCGUUACUCGCCGCAAUCUAAUUGGGGUCAAUCCCUGGCGUACAACAUUGAAAACGAUUCAAAUUUGUACUGGCGAGGGAGGGGAGGCCCCACAUCGUUUGAAGAGUUAUGUAUGAGUAUGGAAGGCCUAAUUCAAGAAGGGAAAAUACGUGGUUGGGGACUUUGCAACGACAACGCGUAUGGUUUGACGGCAUGCACUAGCACAGCUCGAUCCUUAGGUACAACCCCGCCUUGUUCUAUUCAAGGCGACUUCAGCAUCCUCGAUCGCAAAAGCGAAGAGAACGGAGUUGCCGAAGCGGCUUCGCCUUUUAAUGAAAACGUAGGCUUCAUGUCGUAUAAUUCCUUAGCUGGGGGAAUGCUGACUGGAAAGUAUAUGGACAUACCAGCGGCGCUUGACGACCUAGAUAAUCCAGAGAGGGCAAAGAAAAACUUACAGAACCCGCGAGGUCGGAUGGACACACGAGGAUGGGGAAGUACGCUGUAUCGUUACCGAAGCGAAGCAGCGCUGGAGGCUAUCCAAGAAUAUGCUAGAAUUGCUGAGAAAUACAAGAUGCCUUUGACGGAGCUCUCGCUACGAUGGUGCCGUCAACGCUCCUUAAUUACCACCACCCUGGUUGGUCACACUAGCAUGAAGCAGCUUGAGGAAAGCCUGAAAUAUUUUACUAUCAAAGAACCGUUGUCGAAAGAAGUAAUGUGGGAAAUCGAUGUGGUUCAUAUGCGCAAUCGCCUACCUUUAUUCUCAAACGAAAACGUUGGAAGAGACUGGUAUGGCGAAGGCGAGAUUGGAGAACCCAUUCCUUAAGUCUUUUCUUGAGGAAAAACUUGUUGAGUAAGCAAACAAAUGCAGUCGGAGUUUACAGCUACAGUAAUGGUGUAAAGUAUUACUUGCAAUCGAUUAAGUGAAACGGGCUGCGACAGUUGCGUGGUAGGGGACCGUUGUAAUGUCUCCAACUGCAGCCAAAGUAGGGUUACUCUUCAGCACAGCUAUAAGUGCAUCCUUCACUUGAGCUUCUGUGACAGAAUCAUAGGCUAGAGCAACAUCCAAGGCGUUUGAGAAGCUACCGGAUUCAAUUACAGACGCUGUCAUGAACUCUGCAAGCGCUUUCGAACCACCAUCCAAAGCAAACAAGGCUUCGGCCUUAGCUAAUUUUUUGGCACGUUUGAUAACAUCGGGAGAUACAGUCAACGUGACAACUCUAGUCAUAGCAUCGAUUAAUCCGGACGGGUUGGUGCUACCAGCGUAGACUCCUACCAUGCCGGUCGCCGUAAACCCGGAGACACCUGAUUCGAUACCAGCCAAGCAAAAGAGCUGUUUGAUAACAUCACCGAUAACAGAAGAGGUGGGGCCCUGAAAAGCAAGAGCCACGUGGGCGUAUCCUGAAGAGGGAGCCGCAACACGACUUUCGCCACCCAAAUAUGCCAUGGCUGGCUUCUCCACAGCUGAACCUUCGUGGGCACCAGACAAUAAUUCUGCGACUUCGGUGCAGAAGGCUGAAUGGUCUUGAAUUCCCGUAGCAGCCAAGACAGCGCCGUUCAAACCGUAUGCGCGAUCGCGGAAUUGAGUGAUGGUGUCUAGCGAAGCAAGCGUAGAGUAGAACGGUCGCCCUGCGGAGGAUUGGGGACCGUAGGAAGCCGCGAACAGAUUUUCCGUCAGGACGAUCUGAGCACUAGUACUUGCCACUUCGCUCUCAGUAUCAGCCAAUGCACGAGCAUCGCGUAUGUCCCACUUUUCAAAACUACAAUCCGUUGCCAACAGAUCGACCAAACCGACAGCCUUCUCUGGGGCGACGGUGUAGCCGAGAGUAGCACUGCUCCGGUUUGCCGUAACAAACGGCAUUCCUCCUUCGUUCUCGAUCAUUCUGUUGAUCAGAAGGCUAGAUUUGUCCGAUCCGGACUUGAAAGCCAGGCACUUGUUGAGAAAAGCAGCGCCCUGUUCGUUCAUCAUCUCGGAGGCAGACCCGGCAUUUGGGUAGGUCAUAGUCACAGUCGAGGUCGAGCUCGCAUCUUCCGAAACUAUAGUGAGACCAUUGGGAAGGGUACUGACGGAUCCGGUCGUUGCUUUGGCAGCCUGA
Molecule: messenger RNA, 2772 nt
Organism: Phaeodactylum tricornutum CCAP 1055/1
Lineage: Eukaryota; Bacillariophyta; Bacillariophyceae; Surirellales; Neidiaceae
Exons: 3
Coding region: 90-1502 (470 amino acids)
Molecular function (GO): oxidoreductase activity
Source: RefSeq, a predicted model, not a curated record